GAAAAUGUUGGAGAUUCACUCUUCUCCUCGUCCUCCUGACUCCCUCCCCAAUCAAUGACGUCGCGGCACGCGCGGAGCGGAGACCUUAAAAUCAGCGUGAGCUGCGGGAGCACGCAGAGCCGCACAGUGCAGGGGCCACGCUGGUUCCGCUUGGAUCUUCCCAGCCUAUUUACGCUUUAAACUUCCUCCUUUGACCAACUCCGAAGCUGCUUUUAGUUGCAUGAAACUUUCUUGACGCAGGCCCGUUCCGCUCCGAGGCUCCAUUGCGCGCGCGUCAUUUUGGCACCAUGGAGGCUUUCACGGUCCCCGGAGCUCAGCUCUCGCUGUCCGACCUGUACUCCGUCAUCCCCUUCAACGUGACGCUCCCGGACGAGGGCGGCGGGUUGCAGAACCUGACCGAGCAGCGGCAGCCGGUGCGUGGCGCGGCGGGAAUGAUCAUAGCCGUGUCCAUCACUGCGCUCUACUCCCUUAUCUGCGUCGUGGGACUGCUGGGAAACGUGCUGGUCAUGUACGGGGUGGUCAGGUACACCAAGAUGAAGACUGCUACAAACAUUUACAUCUUCAACUUGGCUCUGGCUGACGCCCUGGCCACCAGCACACUGCCUUUUCAAAGUGCCAAAUACCUGAUGAACACCUGGCCCUUUGGAGAAUUUUUGUGCAAAGUUGUUAUCGGCAUCGACUACUACAAUAUGUUCACCAGUAUCUUCACCCUGACCAUGAUGAGCGUGGAUCGCUACAUCGCCGUGUGCCACCCAGUCAAGGCGCUGGGAUUUCGAACACCUGCCAAGGCUAAGAUGAUCAACAUUCUGAUCUGGAUCUUAUCUUCUGCAAUUGGUGUGCCUAUUAUGAUCAUGGCUGUGACCAAAGUGACAGAUACCAAUAAAACUACUUGCAUGCUGAGCUUUCCUGAUCCAGACUGGUACUGGGACACUGUCAUCAAGAUCUGCGUGUUCAUCUUUGCUUUCGUGGUUCCUGUAAUGGUCAUUACCGUCUGCUAUGGCCUGAUGAUCCUGCGCCUAAGAAGCGUCCGCUUGCUCUCGGGCUCAAAGGAAAAAGAUCGCAACAUGCGUCGAAUCACUCGAAUGGUCCUGGUGGUGGUGGCAGCUUUCAUCGUCUGCUGGACCCCCAUCCACAUUUUUAUAAUUGUAAGGACCAUGGUGGAGGUUGACACCAGGAAUCCCUUUGUGGUUGCCAGCUGGCACCUGUGCAUCGCCUUAGGCUACACCAACAGCAGCCUGAACCCUGUCCUCUACGCCUUUUUGGAUGAAAAUUUUAAGAGAUGUUUUAGGGAUUUCUGCCUUCCGUGUCGGACCCGUGUGGAACAGAACAGCAUGACCAGUGGCCGGAACACUACCAGGGAGCCGGUGUCCGUCUGUGCUCCUGCAGAGGUAGGAAGAAAGCCAGCAUGACUAGGCAUGGACCGGAUCCCCAACAGUUCUCACCAGAGGAGGAUCCAUCAAGAUUUGCAAUCAGAGGUGACGCUGAUCUCUACAACAGAGUUUUAGCGAUAGAAAAAUCUCAGAAGAUGACUUAGAGUUUUUGGCCUGAUGUGCGAGAGUUAAAAAAGCCAGAGCCUUUGGUUUUGCUGUCAAAAAUGAGCUGUUUUUGUCUGCAGCAGGAGGUGUGAUGUCACAUACAGGUUGUGGCAGUAUGGAUCUAAAGGCAAGAUUAGGUCAGUGCAUUCAUUUGUGUUAUCAAAGACAAAUGUUAUUCCUGUAGAAAUGGACAAAUGUGUAGGGGAUCUUCAAGAGGAGCCAGAUCUCGUGGGGCCGCACACCGGGAUGCCAACAACUGCUCAUCUUUGGACUUCAGAAAAAAGUGGGUGCACUCAUGAGCACUGAAACAGUCAUUUAAAACCUGAUGCCUAUUGUACCUGACAGUAGUUCAGAACUUCAAAUCCCAACUCAGCUGGGUUUGACAGAAAGGCAGGGACCCAUUUAAGUCAUGCUCAGUUUUUAUGGGGAUCUUUUCUUGCCCUCAGGAAUGUCUGAAGAGUGGAAACCUGUGUGGAAAAGUCAUAACUUUUAGGCAACUUUCAUACUCGGGGUCUCUGCUGGAUUUAAUGGGCAAAAAAAGUCAGUCAUCAUGCCAGGUUUAGCUUUGUAGUCAGGAGGAGGUAUGGCACAUCGUCGCAAAAAUCAAAGCAGAUGAAUGAAAAAUGUUCUUUUGUAAAUAAUUUCAAGCUUAUUGCAUUUCAACAAUGGUUUGUGCUUGUACCUUUUUUGUUCCACCUAUGAUGUUUCAUGUUUUGAUGUCUAUUUAUUAGGUAAUUAUUUCAAAUGUAUAAAUGACAGAAGAUGCUUAGCUAAUUAGAAACAGAAUUUUUUUUUCUUAUUUAUAGACUUUGUUUGCAGUGACUGAGGACUAAAAUCUGAUAAUUGCAUUUUUAAUGUGCAGCAGUGAAUGGGUAUUUCUGCUGGAUAAGGCGCUUGUGCAUAUUUUGUAAAUGACUGUAGCAUAUAUCUGCUCUGGUUUGUUAUAAGAAAGUUUUGUUAGUUUGAAAAUGUUGAUUAGAUGUCUGUGUUAGUUUUUGCAAACUAAAAUAAAGUGGUUGUGGAAUUCAUUCCAAUCA
Messenger RNA from Oryzias latipes (Japanese medaka), 2572 nucleotides. It is a transcript of the gene oprd1a, whose product is annotated as opioid receptor, delta 1a. Lineage: Eukaryota; Metazoa; Chordata; Actinopteri; Beloniformes; Adrianichthyidae. Gene Ontology annotation, cellular component: plasma membrane; neuron projection. Gene Ontology annotation, biological process: G protein-coupled opioid receptor signaling pathway; neuropeptide signaling pathway. Gene Ontology annotation, molecular function: G protein-coupled enkephalin receptor activity; neuropeptide binding. The record is from RefSeq and is a predicted model, not a curated record.